Molecule: messenger RNA, 1860 nt
Organism: Xylaria bambusicola
Lineage: Eukaryota; Fungi; Ascomycota; Sordariomycetes; Xylariales; Xylariaceae
Exons: 1
Coding region: 1-1860 (619 amino acids)
Source: RefSeq, a predicted model, not a curated record
AUGGACGAUACCACGACACUGGUUUCAGACCUCUUGAACAAGCUCGCCGAGCUUAAUCAAAGGGUCUGCGAUUAUCGCCAGGAGAUGGGUGACGAGUUUCAACGGUACUCGCACCGUCUGUUACAGGAUGCGCCUGAGCAUGUCUCGGUUCGUGUCGGGGAGGUGCUUGCAGAGGAGCUCCACAACUACUCGGCAUUGAGCCCUGCUUUGGUCACGCUUAAUGGUACCGCUGUAGAUCUUGUUGGUCGCUCUGACGCUGAGCGGUGGUCUCGACGUGGAAGGGUCUCACCACCGCCCGUCCUACCUCACACUUCGGGUGUUCCUCCUCAUGACGUUACCUCCGGUUCACCUCCUGACCGCGAUCGUGAUCGUGAGUUCCACGGUCUUUUCACGCCGAGCUAUCUCCCUUUGCUUGAAGUCGUACAGCCAAGCAAAGCUGUGCACUCCCCUCCAAUUGCUGCAUCAUCGCUUCCCACGUCUUGUGAUAAUGAAUCUAAUAUUACUCAAGAACCAUCACCCCGCAGCCCAAUCGACAUAGCCCCGUCAACUCCGGAGACCGUCCACCGUCUUAUGGAAGACACUAUGUCCUCAAACAAUUCAGACGAUAGUAUUUCGCGUACACGUAGAAGUGCAUUGCGCCGGUCUUCAAGCGGCUCCACGAAAGACGUCGUGAGCCCGCGGCGAGUCCGGUUCGAUGUCGAAGGGGAAGAAGUUCUACCCACGGUCUCCCCUCCAGGUUCACCUCGAAUCAAUGAGCUCCUUACGUCACCCCCGUCCGAUAACAUGGUCAACCCCAACCACGAGUCCCUUAACCACACAGCUCCUGAAGAUGGAGCCUCUAUUUUGGGCAAUUCCCCCCCAAGACCUAAGAAGAUAUCGUCAACCGAACGUCUAAAAGCCUUAGCCAGAAUUUCAACAGAAGAUACGUCUAAGUGGACUGUUGUCGGUGAUACACUCGACGACGAUGAAGAAGAGGAAGGACUUGUUAUGUUCACUUCUAAAAAGAAACCACAAAUUUCCUCUGUAGAGCCAGCUUCUACGAAAACCAUGAACAAUGGUAUACGUUCUGAUCGCGUACAAAUUGAAAAGUCGAAAGAUCUAGUGGAAGAUACCCACAAUAACCACGCCCUGGAUGAGGAAGAAAUCGCGGAUGAUUUACUUGAAUUGACCCCUCUCAGUUCCUUCAAGGAUAAAAAACGGUUUUCACCUCCGAAAAGGGCACAGCAAAGCAUACCAGAAGUGACGCCGAAUAAGAUUUCAACAUCUCAGCAGUUAUUGCCCAGCGAAACAAAUCCUCAUGGCUCGGCUCUCUUGUCACAGACCCAUGGGGCUCUAUACGGUGAAGAGGAAGAAAUGUUUGAUUUCGAUGACGACCAGUCAGCUUCGCAAUCACGAUCAGCGCAGCCGGCUUCUAAGUAUAUUCAGGAGGUAGAAGAGGAGCCCGAGGUUGAAACUGAAAAACAGAUUACGUCUGCCAUGGAUAAAUCAGAUGAGAACUCGACCACUACGUUGUAUUCUACAUCACCUGCCAUUCCAAUUGCCAAACCUGCAACCCCGCCUCUUGCAUCGCCUGUAUCGUCGCUUCCGAAAUUUGUAAGCGCAUCCGCCGGUUCAUAUAAAGGGAAACCUUUUAUAAUAGGAGUAGUCCGUGACGAGGACCUGCACAAAAGGGCGAUUGAAAUGGGCGACUUCUCUACUUUUGUAGGGAGUGUCGAUGGUCGAAGUGGUGUGGACGCCUCGGACAGCUACCGUCGCGAUCCGUAUAGUUUUAAUGGGUCCCCAAGGAGUUUGGGCGAGCGGCUCCUUGAAGAGGCGUUUGCUGCGCGUCGUCUUUCGGGCAAUGCGCGCAAGCAGGAGUGA